This is a messenger RNA of Trichosurus vulpecula (common brushtail), 1714 nucleotides long. It is a transcript of the gene CLVS1, whose product is annotated as clavesin 1. NCBI's taxonomy places the organism in Eukaryota, Metazoa, Chordata, Mammalia, Diprotodontia, Phalangeridae. Gene Ontology annotation, cellular component: membrane. The transcript is spliced from 7 exons. Gene Ontology annotation, molecular function: phosphatidylinositol bisphosphate binding. The record is from RefSeq and is a predicted model, not a curated record. The coding region runs from base 165 to 1529 and encodes 454 amino acids.
GCAUAAAUUCUGCUUCCCUUUUGGAUGGAGACCACCAUACAUGGCCUGAAUGUCCUACUGCUUUCCAAGAAUAAGAAAAAGACCCUCUAGUUGUCUUUCUCUGAAACAGCUUGGCAGUGAAGCAGCUCCUGAAUGGGUCAAGCUUCCAGAAAACUAUCACUUGAAUGGGAUCAGUCCCUUUCCUUUUAAAAUAUCAGGAAUUAAGCCCUGGAAGAGGAGAUUCAGCAAAGAUGACCCAUUUACAAGCUGGACUCAGUCCAGAGACUAUAGAGAAAGCUCGUCUGGAACUGAACGAAAAUCCAGAUAUAUUGCAUCAGGAUAUUCAGCAAGUCCGGGACAUGAUCAUCACCAGACCUGACAUUGGAUUUUUACGUACAGAUGAUGCCUUCAUCUUGAGAUUUCUUCGAGCCAGGAAGUUUCACCAAACAGAUGCCUUUAGACUACUGGCUCAGUACUUCCAGUACCGCCAACUAAACCUGGACAUGUUCAAAAACUUCAAGGCUGAUGACCCAGGAAUCAAGCGGGCUCUGAUUGAUGGAUUCCCUGGAGUACUGGAAAAGAGAGAUCACUAUGGCAGGAAGAUCCUUUUGCUCUUUGCAGCCAAUUGGGAUCAGAGUAGGAACUCCUUCACCGACAUUCUCCGGGCUAUUCUGUUGUCAUUGGAAGUUCUUAUUGAGGACCCAGAACUUCAGAUAAAUGGUUUCAUUUUAAUUAUAGACUGGAGCAAUUUCUCCUUCAAACAAGCAUCCAAACUCACACCUUCAAUCCUCAAACUGGCCAUCGAAGGGUUACAGAAUCCUAACGUCCGGCUAUGCGUCGAGUCCUCGGGCUCUGCCCCUCUUUCCGAACCCUCGGCAGGCGAAGCCGUGGCGGGGCAGCCAGAGGAGCCCCCGCCUCCAGCCCGGCCGAAUAGCCAAUGGCGUCCCCUCAGCCCCGCCUCGGCCACGCCGCUUUAUGGCAGUCUCUUAAAAUGGGAACUGGGGAUUCUAAGAGAUAAAGAUGAAGAGGGAAAGCAUUCUAGAUUCAAAGAGUUUGUACAAAAGCGUGUGGUUGAGAGACACAACAUCAAGUCUGGGGUAGGCCAGGUGGGCAAGGACAGUUUUCCUGCUCGCUUUGGAGGAGUCCAUUUUGUCAAUCAACCCUGGUACAUUCAUGCCCUGUACACACUAAUCAAACCAUUCCUCAAAGACAAGACAAGGAAAAGGAUCUUUCUCCAUGGCAACAAUUUGAACAGCCUUCACCAACUAAUACACCCUGAAUUCCUGCCCUCUGAAUUUGGAGGCACCCUCCCUCCCUAUGACAUGGGAACUUGGGCUCGGACAUUACUCGGUCCUGACUACAGUGAUGAGAAUGACUAUACUCACACUUCCUAUAACGCAAUGCACGUGAAACACACAUCCUCCAACCUAGAGAGAGAGUGCUCACCCAAGCCGAUGAAAAGGUCUCAGUCUGUCGUGGAAGCUGGGACACUGAAACAUGAGGAAAAGGAAGAGAAUGAGAACACCCAACCACUCCUGGCUCUGGACUGAAUUUGAAGUCACCAAAAUACAUCUCAGCAGCCUUCAGUGGCAUCAGCCACCUAUGAAGCACAUGCUUAACUGAUCCCCACAGGCACACAUCUUGUUUCACAAAAGGUCCUCCACUUCUGCUGACAAUAACUAUCGGCACCAGCCAUCUGUCUGAGCAGCCAAAGUUAAGCAAAGACCGGAGGGAU